GGGUGAUGGGUGACAGAAACGUGUUGAACGGCUGAUAGAUAGUUGUUACAUGUAAUCACUGGUUGUUGUUGACGUUAUAAGUGUCUUUGGGGAUUUUUUAAUAAAUAUCAAACUGGAUAAGACGAAGAAUCCAUUGAAAUUCAUCAUGAAACCGCAAUUAGGGGAAUCUAAACCGAAUUCCGGUAACUCCGGAGAGGCUGAUGAAUGUUUGUUCGAGUAUUUACAUGCAGAAAUUGUCAACUAUGUCACGAGUACCAGUACAACUGCUAAGGAUGGUGAAGAAGACUUAUCUAAGUUGGAGUGGAUGGGCUUCGGUGUUGGAUAUCGAGUGAUAGAACGAUUAACCAGAGAGUGGACACGAUUCAAGGACGAGCUCGACAUGAUCAAGUUCAUCUGCACUGAUUUUUGGUCUAGUCUUUACCAAAAACAAAUCGAUAACUUGAAGACUAAUCAUCAUGGAACGUAUAUGCUGCAGGACAAUGCAUUUCGUUUAUUAGUACACAUCGGUACCAAAGACAGUAAACAGUAUUUACGUGAGUGCCCGAAACUAUUGGCUUUUACCUGUGGACUAUUGAGGGGAAGUCUUGCGAAUCUAGGAAUUAUCAGUGUUGUUAAAGCAGAGAUAUCUUCCUUACCUAGCUGCAAGUUCCAUAUCGAGGUCCAGAGAGUUUAAUUAAUUUUUAUUGAAAAUGUAAAACGCGCAACACUGAUGUGACCUUCGGGGCUAUUCCACGCAGCUUCAGUCGGUGUACGAACAAUCUCAGCACCCAAUACUUGAAGAGUAUAAAGUUUUUCGUUGGACAUCUUUUGAGGCAUCACUAUUAUGCAUCUGUAUCCCUUG
This is a messenger RNA of Diachasmimorpha longicaudata, 841 nucleotides long. It is a transcript of the gene Trs33, whose product is annotated as TRAPP subunit 33. Gene Ontology annotation, cellular component: cis-Golgi network; trans-Golgi network; TRAPP complex. Bases 146 to 673 code for a protein of 175 amino acids. The record is from RefSeq and is a predicted model, not a curated record. NCBI's taxonomy places the organism in Eukaryota, Metazoa, Arthropoda, Insecta, Hymenoptera, Braconidae. Gene Ontology annotation, biological process: endoplasmic reticulum to Golgi vesicle-mediated transport; regulation of GTPase activity. The transcript has 3 exons.